AGCGCGACAUCAACGUCGCACCUCUUUGUAUCGCCCGCUCGCUUCCUUUGCGUGCUGCCGGCGUGCCGCUGCUGCCAGACGACACAGGCACCGAAUCCGCCGCCGCCGCCCUAUCACAGUUCAAGUCAUGACCAGGAUUCGGCCGUUCUCUUCGAACUGCACUGUCUACCCGUCAGCUUCAUGUCCACCCUAACUUCCUCUCCCUCGCACUCCCCUCGCAACCCCUUCCACCACCCGAGUCCGCGCGCGUCGUACACUGGCCCUGCGUCCAGCGCUCGCUCCCCCGCCGCCGCGACCCGAAACUCCCCGCGCGCCUUCUCCACCCAUUCGCCGCGUCGAACACAUGCGCAGAGCAGCGCCGCACCCCAGCAGCCCGACAAGCACAUUCCGUUCGACAGCAGUUCAUUCGCCGCUGCCGGGGCGUAUGUCAGCACCGGCACGCAGUACAGUCCGGACGGUCUCCCACCGACGGCAGGCGCCAAGCUGGCUGUCGCAGUAGGGAAGCCUCCGGGCUCAGAGGUUGGGGCGCGCAGUGGGAGGAAGCGCAAGGAGACAUUGACGUCUCCAGACUCGUCGCCAGAGCCCAUGAGCGGCGCCAGCGCCUCAUCCGGCGCGCCACAUGGAACACAGCGAAUGCCAGAGGAACCCGAUCCGCGAUCAGACCCCGCUGGGAACACAGGUGGCUCAUCGCCGGCACUGCAAGAGGCGCGAUCUACCCAUGGUCACUCCGCCGCUCCGAAAAGAUCGAAAGCGGAGCCCGGAUCUGUUAAGGCUAUGCCAGUCAGAUAUGAGAAGGCUAGCACGAAAGAACUUGGAGUCCUUGUCUCCAAUAUGCUCAUGGAGCUCAUUCGCAUCAACGAUCAGAUCCCGUUACGUGACGGGAGACUGACUCGAUUUCACUCGAGAGCGCCUCCAGGGAUCAGUGUAUCAGACUACCUGCAGCGUUUGAUACAGCAUGCAACGCUAUCACCACCAAUACUCCUUAGCAUGGUGUAUUAUAUCGAUCGCCUUUGCACGAUGUACCCCGCAUUCACGAUCAAUAGCCUCACAGUUCACCGGUUUUUGAUAACUGCGGCAACCGUGGCCGCCAAGGGCUUGAGCGACUCCUUCUGGACCAACCCCACUUACGCAAGAAUUGGGGGGAUACCGGUGUCGGAGUUGGCAACUCUCGAACUUGAGCUUUUACAACGCGUCGACUGGAAGAUUGUACCCAAGCCUGAGACUCUCGAAGAAUAUUAUCGCAGUCUGGUGGAGAGGACUGAAGGAUACGUCAUGGAGGCAGGCAGCUCUGGAUCAGAUAGCAGCAGCAUCCUUUCCAGUGAGACUGGCAGAAGUGAGGAGAUGUCGGAAGGCAAUACGUGAAACGGCAUACAAAACUCAGUUUGAAAGAGGGCAGGAACAAGUGAGGCGUCGACGCAAGCCCGUGGCUGCCUUCGACAAUAUCCAUGAAUUCAGCUAUACUGGAUGAGAGGGGAAGUAGGGAAGCUCUCUGUUCCCAGAACGCAGAGCUAAUCACGAGGAACAGAGCAUAGUGGACGAGAUUGUGGCAUACGGCAUCAAUGCGGCGCUGGUGGAUACUAGGGUAUU
This is a messenger RNA of Cercospora beticola, 1587 nucleotides long. RefSeq names its product Pho80p (gene PHO80). Gene Ontology annotation, molecular function: cyclin-dependent protein serine/threonine kinase regulator activity; protein kinase binding. The record is from RefSeq and is a predicted model, not a curated record. Gene Ontology annotation, biological process: regulation of cyclin-dependent protein serine/threonine kinase activity. Lineage: Eukaryota; Fungi; Ascomycota; Dothideomycetes; Mycosphaerellales; Mycosphaerellaceae. Gene Ontology annotation, cellular component: cyclin-dependent protein kinase holoenzyme complex; nucleus.